CGGAGGAGGCGGCGGCGGCCGCCGGGCGCUGCAGUGGGACGCGCGCGGCUGCGAGCCUGCGGGACAUGCCCCCCGCGCCGGCUCCUUGCUGGCGGCCAUGAAGAGGCAGAACGUGCGGACUCUGUCCCUCAUCGUCUGCACCUUCACCUACCUGCUGGUGGGCGCCGCCGUCUUCGACGCCCUCGAGUCGGACCACGAGAUGCGCGAGGAGGAGAAACUCAAAGCCGAGGAGAUCCGGAUCAAGGGGAAGUACAACAUCAGCGCCGAGGACUACCGGCAGCUGGAGCUGGUGAUCCUGCAGUCGGAGCCGCACCGCGCCGGCGUCCAGUGGAAAUUCGCCGGCUCCUUCUACUUUGCCAUCACGGUCAUCACCACUAUAGGUUACGGGCACGCAGCCCCCGGCACCGACGCGGGCAAGGCCUUCUGCAUGUUCUACGCGGUGCUGGGCAUCCCGCUGACGCUGGUCAUGUUCCAGAGCCUGGGCGAGCGGAUGAACACCUUUGUGCGCUACCUGCUGAAGCGCAUCAAGCGGUGCUGCGGCAUGCGCAGCACGGAGGUGUCCAUGGAGAACAUGGUGACCGUGGGCUUCUUCUCCUGCAUGGGGACGCUGUGCAUCGGGGCGGCCGCCUUCUCCCAGUGCGAGGAGUGGAGCUUCUUCCACGCCUACUACUACUGCUUCAUCACGCUGACUACCAUCGGGUUCGGGGACUACGUGGCCCUGCAGACCAAGGGCGCCCUGCAGAAGAAGCCGCUCUACGUGGCCUUUAGCUUUAUGUACAUCCUGGUGGGGCUGACGGUCAUCGGGGCCUUCCUCAACCUGGUGGUCCUCAGGUUCUUGACCAUGAACAGCGAGGACGAGCGGCGGGACGCCGAGGAGAGGGCGUCGCUGGCCGGGACGCGCAACAGCAUGGUCAUCCACAUCCCCGAGGACGCGCGGCCCGGCCGGCCCCGCUGCAAGGCCGACGCGCCGGACCUGCCGUCCGUGUGCUCCUGCACCUGCUACCGGCCGCAGGACCACGGCGGCCGCGCGGCCGCGCAGCACAACUCCUUCAGCGCCAAGCUCGCGCCCCACUACUUCCACUCCAUCUCCUACAAGAUCGAGGAGAUCUCGCCAAGCACACUGAGAAACAGCCUCUUCCCCUCCCCCAUCAGCUCCAUCUCCCCCGGGUUACAUAGCUUUACCGACAACCACAGGCUGAUGCGGCGGCGGAAGUCCGUUUAGGGUGCGGGGCGGGCGGCGCAGGCAGAAGCGGUCGCUCGUCCGACUUGACCUCGAGCUCCACCGGCCCACCUCGUCCGUUCCUUCGUGUUUAUUAUCAGUAUCCUUUACCGUUGUCCUCAUUCUCUGUGUUACUUUCUCUCCUUCCCUUUUCCGUGGUUCCGCCCCGCUCCCCGAGGACUCCCCCUCCCCCGCUGGCCCCACCCGCUCCCCCACCUCCCCGCGAGAGACAGAGCUGGCCCAAGGGAAGAGAAAGACCCGUCCUCCUCUGAAACUCGCGUCUGAGCAUGAAGCAUGGAUUCCUUCCUUCCUUCCCAGCGAAGUAUGCCUUACACUUCUCCGCAGCCUGCCCCAUCUCUGGGGUGGCUUUCCCAGGACAGGGGGGACACCAACACCACCAGGCAGAGCCGAGAGGAUACCCAGCCCAAAGCUGCACACCAGGCUGCCAGCCCGCGAGUGCCCACCCACGUGCCGUCCGACCUAAGUCCUCUGCGUCCUGUCCCCCAGCGGUGGGUGGUUGUGGGUGUGUGUGUGUGUGCGCGGACUACGAGUGAGUGAGGGUGUGCACACGCCGUGUGCUUCUUUCUGUGUGUGCGUGUGUGUGCGCGCUCUGUGUGACAAAACGGAAAGUUUAGGUAUGCACAGAUUUCUUUCUCCGUGACUCAGUUCUGUUACUAACCUGCUUUCAGCGGCUUCCAAACAAAACGGGGAAACCAAACCCAUGGGGUUUUUGAUUUAUCAUUCUGCCAAAUCAAGCAUGUUCCACGAGCGGUCUUUCUCCCAGACGUGUCAUGACCAUAUUUUUUAAAUGCUACGUUCUAAAUUAUAUUAAACUUCUUUUUAAGGGGACGGGCGGGAAAGAAGACGGGGCUCCUCUUCGCUUGCCAGUUCAAAAAUUUUUUAGAAGCAUGCACUUUGUUCAACUGGUGUGCAUUAUCCACGCAAGACAACAAAACUAGCAAUGAGCAGUCCAAAGCCAGUAAUAAUAUUAAUUUAUUCAAGGCAUUUCUGUCACCUGCAGCCCCAACGAUUUACCAUGCAACUGGGAGUGUCAGGGGAAACUGGAAAAUUGUUGGAGCCACAGAAUGUUCUGUUACUUCCCUCUCGUUUAUAGGAAGGCGGUGGCCAUGGUGGGGGGUUUGACAUCUACCUGUGUAAGUGAGAAUUCUGGUUUGGGAUGCUUGGGGAUGCUUGGAUGACAAUGGGUAUCAGGUGGAUGUGGCUUAUUUUCUUAAUUAAAAAAAAACUGACAGGGCAUUCCUUGUUUAAAAAAAAUAUAUAUAUAUAUGUAUUUCGAGAAAGACAGUUUCUAAUCGCAUUUGAUUUGUAAAUAAGGACGACAAGUCUGUGCUGGUCUCAGGAAGUGUUUAGAGGCAAAGGCGCGGUGUCUUGGCUUGCUGGGAACUUGCCAGUCUCAGGGGACAGUUUUCCUGAGAAGUGGAUUAAUUCCUCCCCAUCGUCCCCAAGGGAAGGCCUGUUAAUCUCCUAGGGGAGGGCUAGGCUAUAGAGUAGGGUACCCGGGGGCCUCAUCGAUGACAGGAAUCAGGAAAGAUCUGCAACUAAAUUCACAGAGGUGACUUUCACUUCCCUUGACACCGCCCCCCACUGCCAUUUCUAGAAGCCACCCGUCUUCCCAUGCCUUUUUCAUAAACUGAACAUCCAUGGCUCUUGGAUAGAAACAGGCUUUGGCUUUGGCCCAGAAGGAGCAGUGGGAGCCCCCAUGGGUAUCUCCCAGAAUGGAGGGUCUGCUCCCUAGAAAGGGACUGUCAAGAUUUCUGAAAGAAAAAGGCACCAGUGCCACAGGCCAUGAGCGUUUGGGCCAUUGGACUGAAACGCAGCCGUCCAGACUCCUCCAAAGUGGAGGGCCCUGUAAGGUGUGUGGGCCCCGGGCCUGUGGAAGUGGGGGGCGGGGGGAGUCUGCGAACCGCCAUUCUCAACCUUCAAGGUUGUCUUGAGUCACUCAUUUUUAAGUAUAUAUAUUUUUCAUUUUAAGGCUCUAAAAUAUGUCCAGAGAAGGACAUUUUUUCCCCCUUGGAAGAAAUUUUUCUUUUCUUUCUUCCUUUCUUUUUUUUUUUUUUGCGGGGUUGUCGUAAGUACGAAAGCAGUGGAUCUUUGCAGAAUGUCUCAUGCUUUGGAGGAGAGUGCUGGGAAGCCAUGUGGGGUUGCUCGGGAAAACCUUUGAAAGGUUUGUCCUCAAAUGGGGUGUAUGAUCACCUUUGAUUUGUAAGGGCAAGUGAGGUACAAGAGGCUGAGAGAUUUGCUCAGAGCCGGUCCUGGUCUAAGCCGCCCCCCGAUGCAGGCACCUCCUUCUCUCUGUCCACGGGCAGAAGCCCCAGGCCUCUGGGGUCAGCCCUUCAUUCAGAGCCGAUUCCUUGACAAAAAUAUCUGUUUAAAGUGGUCUUGUCCCGUUUAAAUGCUUCCGGUGGCAGGGAGAUCCUCCUUUCCUAGGGAAAUGGAGAAAACAUUCCAUAUUCUGUAUUUCCACAGACCAGACUGAUCUGUGUAGCUUUAAGGGACGCAGGAUGAAGUUUCUUCUGUUCAGUGAUGACCAUCAACUUAAGCAUUGGAAGCAAGGUGGACUCGGUCUGGCCUCCACCCUUCUCUGAAGUUAAAUAUCCUUGUUCAUGCUUGGAGUACUCAGGGCACAGUGGGACAGCUUGGUUUGCUUCCUUUUCGAUGUGCAUCUUUUUCUCAGAUGGCCUGGGGUGGGCUCUGGCUGAGGGGCCCUCCAUGUACACCAGUGAGAUGCUUUUGUGGGGGACUGAGUCAGGGGCCUCCAGGGACCUUCCCUCCUGAAAAAAAUGGGACUGGAGCAUCUCCAUCCGGAGAGCUUGGCCGUCUGAGACGGCCCAGUCAGCAGGAGGAUCUUCAAAAGCCAACAGGUUGCUUGGUCUGGGGCACCUCACCGAGCUCCCUCAUCUUCAGAGGAGGAAACUGAGGACCCGGAAUGGGGAACCAGCAGCUCAGAUCAGCUGGCCAGCCCCUUGGUCUCCCCGGGCAUCUCUCCUCUUGCUGUCUUCGCGGCUGCUGGGUCACUGCUGUUGCUUAUACCUCAAAGGUCCCUCUGUGCCUCGGGCCGCGCCUGUUCCUCCCUCCCGCCACAGGUGACUUUCCUAAGUCUGGCUUCUCGGCCCAUCCUUCCAGGCGGCAGUGCCCGCUCAGCCAGGGGGAGAAGACACACGAGGCUGUUUGGAGACAGGUUUCCGCUUCCUCCAGGACGAGCGGAGGCAGGGCCACGUUCCCCCAGAAUCGCAGAGCGCUGGCUGGCCGCCCAGUUCUAGAGGUUGGGUCUAGGAAAUGUGCUUCUUGGGUCCUUAAAGAGCUUCGGACUUGCUUGAAUGCCUUUCCAGCGGAGCGGUCUCAGUCUGUGCACUCCACCAAAGACAGGAGGAAGGCGGGUCGUGCGCGGCACAGGUCUGGGCUCCUCCGGAGACCUCCCUGCUCUGCUCUUGACCACACCCACGCCGGGUGGAAGAGGCUGUCGUACGGCGAGACGGUUAGACUCUUACUUACCUAGGUGAACCCGUGGUCCAGGUUUUGAGAUGUCUGCUUAGCGUCAGACCUGGGAUCAGGUCUCUUCUUCCAGCCACAACGCUCUGGUCUUGAAACCCAGGCAGCAGACCCUUAAGCACGACGGGCUGCCUGGGGCUCCCUGAGCACCCUCAUGCCUCUGCUGUACGUCACUGACCCGCCCUCGGGCACGAUCUCAGCAGGUCAUUUGCGGUCCAGAAAUCCAGAGAGGAAGAACCUGGGCCCACCCUGUUGCCCGAGAGGCCCGCCUUUGCAGGGGCUCCAGCCCCGUCUCUAAGAAGGAGAGAGUGACUGCAGGAUUUGGCAUAGCGCUUCUUCCCUGCACAGGGGGCCUUAAGUGGGGAAACGUCUGGACAGUAACUCAGAGGCCUGCAGAGAAAUCUAGGAGGUCACGUUUCUCUGCCCCACCUCGAUCUGAAAGCCUCGUGGAUUUCUGAUUCCCGGCAGGGAUCGGCAGCAGCUGGAAGCUGGACGGAACGGGGUAGAGGCAUGCGUGGUCUCUGCGUGGGGCCGGAGAGGGAGGUCGGAGAGCAAAGACAAUCAGAGGAGAGAGCCACCUGUCACUGAGGUCUGUGGCCCUGUCUCUUUCUGUGGUUUCUAAAAACAAUCGGGCCUAAUUAGCUUCCACGGAGGUUUAAGGCCUGAGGCCUGUGCCGGAAUGUGUCCCUUCUGGUUGUGUGAUAAGAUGACAUUCCCUCAAGAGCUCUUGUGCGUGUGGGUUCGCUCCUGAAAGGGGAGGGGGUCAGACUGGGGGCCUGUCCUGUGCGGACCUGCUGCUGGGGCUCCAACGUCGGUUUCUUCCAGCGUCAUGGCUUGUCUGGAACCCUGGAUACAUCCCGGGUGAGGAAGGGGUGCUGGGGCAGAGCCCACGCUUCCUGCUUCACUGGCCCCCAGAAGCCAUGUCACCUCCCCGGGCCUCUGUUGCUGUCUGGCAACACAAUGGGAUGGGGCUGGUGGGUCCUGAACCCGGACCACCUCCCACAGAAUGAGUCUGACCCAUGAAGACAUUUGGCCUGGAGGUUCUGGUCAGUGGGCACAUUGGAAGUUUGGGACACCAAAAAGAAUACGAGAGACCGUGUUGUUCGACAGGGUGCUGGGGAGACGGUGCCACCGCUUGUCCCCUCUCUGAGAACAGAAUGCCCUCACACGAGCCAGGCCCCAUGAAUUCCAGGCCCCCUAAACCCUGGGCGUAAGGCUGUUUGAUGUGGCUCUUUCUUGACCACACCUUGGUAGACGGUGAUGUUUUGGGGGAAAAUCUAUUUCCAUGUGAUUCUCCCACUGACUUUGUUUGGAAAAUUCCAGAUCAAAGAAGAGUUGAAAGAAGAGUGUGCGCGGCCGCGGUAUGCACAUCGCCCAGACCCGCCAGCCUGCAGUGUCUUAGGACCGUCGCUCGACCCUCUUCUACCCCAACCCCGACAUAUGUGGAAAAGGAAGUGGGGUCUGCAAUGUUUAGGUGGCUCACCCCCCCCCCAAAAAGAUGUGAGAAUAAGAGUGUUUUCCUGGAGACAGUGCCCCUAGUAUCCUAGGAUACUUAGCCUUUGUGCAAUAUUAUUAUCUAAAAUACAGCCCACAUUCACAUUUUCCCAGCUGUCCCCAAAACGUCCCCCAGAGCUUUCUCGUGAGUCCGAGAGAGAAGAUCACAUCCCACCUUGCCUGUCUGGUUGCCCCAGAUUAUCGCAAUCCAGGGCAUUUUUCCUCCUCCCCAUUUUUGUCUUCCGUGAUGUUGCCCUUCUGAGGAACUUGGGCCUGUUGUCUUGGGGGAUGCCCCAUGAUCUGCUGCUGUCUCCCGCUUUCCUUAUUUAGGAAAUUUUGGGAAGACGGUGACAUUACUGUGUCGUGUCGCCAUGAUGAAUGCCUUUGAUAUGCUCGGCUCUCUCGAGACCUCUGUGAUUACCUCUCUCAUUGGAGAUAAACAAGUCACAUUGAAUGUUGCUCUCCCCUGUUGGAGAAACCAGUGGAAGCUUCUAGAGAGGUGUCCAUGAGUCCCUGGAUGCGGGGUCUCAUUCCCAAGCCGAACACCACUCUGCUCCUUCUGACCCCUGACAUGGGUCUCUCUGCAGUGCGAACGCCAGUUAUCUUUACCCUAAACGCCUGUGGGGGAGGUCCAGCUAGAAAUAGACAGUCCAGAGAUGGGCUUCCAUUGGCUACAAAGCCGGCUGGCAGGUGUAACCCAGUGGGAUCCUUGAAAGGAUCCCUGGGCACCCAGAAGCCACUCAGGUGGGCAGUAACGAUCACUGAGCCUGUCCUAGCACAAAUGUCACAAAGCCGGACGGGCUGCUGUGGAGCUCUCGGCCAUUAAGGACUGUAAUCGGGACCUCUGUCUUGGAGAUCUUUGCACUGGCAAGCUCUGUAGCAUGGAUUUUUCAGUGCUGAUAACAUAAAGCGGUCUACCUGCUGUGGCUCAGUAACCUUUCAUUUGAUCAAGAACAUACGGCCACGCAGGUUCUCUGAGCCUUUGCCUGGGCUGUUCCUGCUACCUGGGAGGCCUCCCUGUUGUGCUCCGACACCGCGGCGAGGAGGGGCGCCUCCCACGCAUCCUUCAGAGGCCCCUGUUGCACUCAAGGAUCCCCUCCCGUGGGCGCCCUCGUUCUGUCUGCCACGCAAGAACAUCCUGGGCAGUCCAGUCUGACGGCCUUGGCCUUGAGAGCUCUCAGGGCUGAGCAGCACCCACAGAGGGGAGUAAAGGCGACCAGAUUUCCUGCCGUUUGCCUAAGUGGCUGUUCAUCCCCGUUAUCAAGGCAGAUCUUACCUUCUGUGCGGACAGUGGCUCCAUCCCUGGAAAUCGGUGCCCAGCCACAUGCUGAAGAUCCGUCACCUGCGCUUGGCCAUUCAGUGGCACCUGCCGGCCCGAGUGGCAGGGGCUGCCAGCUGCCUGCGGCUGGCCAUUUCCCAGGAGCGGGUGGUCGGUACACCUUCAGUCUCUAGAAGCAUGCUUGGGACAUCUCACCUUACAGCAGGGAUGGAGCCCUGCCCUGUUACACCAAUGUCAGGAGCCGGGUCAGUGCCCUGGGAGAACCGCUAGUAGAGAGUGAGCAGCGGGGGACGCACGCACUGAGUGACAGGGACCUCGGGCCUUGGCCGUGCAUCUGCCUGGCGUGGCCCUGGGACCCUGGGGCAGAGGCCAGGGCAGACCCUUUCUGCCUCAGGGAGCAGCCUCGGGGCGGAAGCUGCUCAGGUCCAGCACUCACAGGCGGUGGUACUUUGCCCGUCUGAGCCUCAGUUUCCCUAGCUUUGGAGUGGAGAUGAGACAUAAACGACACGGAGCAGCUGUGGGAGCUCCAGGAGUGACCUUGACUGGGCCCCUGGUCUGUGCCAAGCGCCAUGCGGGGAUUCUCUCGCAGGCCAGCUCCUGGGCUCCUACGGGUCGCUCCUGGCGUUGGACCUGAAAUGAAAAUGGAAAGGCAGUGACGGAGCCCGGCCGGGUAGCUCAGGUCGGGCUUUGCGGAGGAAGGAGCUUCUGGAAAUCUCUGAGCGGAACCUUGAAGAAGCAAGUCGGGGCUGGUUUAGGCAGAGGCAGAGCCUGGGCCAAGGCUCCGAGUGUGGACAUGCUGGGAGCACAGAUGACAGCCAGUGCUCUGUGGAAGCCUGCCACAGAGCCACAGCGGACAGGCAGGAGGCAGCCUCACUGCCCAGGCCCUUUGGAGCUGGUCACAUCCUAAGUCGUUCAAGCCUUUCUCAUGCUCAGGAAACUUCCCUGGCUCCCCGGUGCCCACAGAGUUUUAUGUCAAGGCCCUUUCCUCUCGCAUCUGGUGUCCACGAGGGACCUGUCCCUGCUCAUGUCUCUGCUUGGGCAUCCUCUUGUGACAGAUGCCCUGCUGUUUAGGUGGAGUUGACGGCUGUGUUUUGUUUUUCUGAGUCUCGUGGGCACUUGCUGUAGUUUGCUUGGGGAACAUUUCUGGAGACCGUCUGCUUGGCCUUUCACUUAAGCCUUUGGGGGGACUCGCCAAAUGGCUCUUUGUCCGUGUUUCUCCCCUGGAGUCGGAGCCGCUUGUGGCUGUGGUGCCGAGAGCAGGGUCCUUCAAGUAGGGGUUUCAGAAGGUAGGGGUGUCUGCUGUCGUGAGCGCUGGCGGCUCAGGUCUCUUCUUCGGACCUUUCUCCCUACCGGUGUGUCUAGGGUACGCGCCGGGACGUGUGGGCAAGUGGCGUCCUGGUACGGAGCUCCCUUCCCCCGGCAGUGCAGUGUGGACUUUGGUUUGGACUUGAGCCCCCCGGGGAACGGAGGCUGAGGGGCACCGGCUGUGGGGAAGGAAGUCUGGCCUAGAGAACGUGGGCUGAGCCAGGAUUCAGACCUUGCCUUUGGGAUCUGCUGUGUGACCCAGGGCAAGUCAUGUCACUUCUCUGGGCCUGAGUUUCUUCUUUUUCUAGACUAAGGGGUUUGCUAAGGUCCUAAAUAUCACCCCCCCCCCCAAGUCUGCCUUACUCGGUUUGCCACCAGCUCCAGCCUGCGGAGGACGGGCGGGGCGGCCGUCACCGGCGUCUGGACGUCUUUACCGAGCACCCUGUGUGGCAGGGACGCUCUCCCGGUCAGGGCUGUCCCCGUCCUUGACCAGGAUGUGGAUCUGUAAUUAACCAACAGCUCCUCGCAGGUGCGUCUCCGCUGUUUCCUCGACUGUGCAAGGCUCCCUGGUGGCACAAGGUGCGUGUUCUAAUGAGAGCGAGCCCGGGCCCUGGGGACUCUGGGCUCUUGUGUCCGCAGCGCUCACCGCACUUACGAGGAGACGGGGAGGCCCCCCGGGAUCGGCCUUCCGGUCUGUCCUGAAACCCCGGUCCCGCCCUCCAUCUACCUCUGCUCUCAGCGUGCUGCAGGCUCAGCCCACCCUUACGUCACGGUUCUCUUUGCUUCCUGGGAGGCUGCAUCCCCCACCCACGGAAGCCACUGGCUCAGCACGAGGCCUCGUGGCAGGCCCCACCUGACUCAGGUCAACUGUAUUUGCUCCGCCGGGACGGAGCCACCAGGGCUCACGGCACUGACUUCGCGUCUCCCGCUGGGCAGGGGUGGAGCUACCAGACAUAGGGGACAUCGCUGGAAGGGGAAAUGGCCCCGAGUGCACACUUCUGGCUCUUCUUCCCCAGGCUCAGUGCUCAGGCUCACAGGGAGGGCUGGGUCCCCCUGCUCACCCCAAGAAAGGGACGCGGGGGACUGGCCCAGGACGAGGCAGAAGCGGGUCUGUUCCAGGUGAACGCGGAGGCUUCAUGGGAUGGGAGAAAGUUCCAGGCCCUCAGGAAGAGUAUUUGCUGACACUCCCAGUUCCUUUAGAAGCCCGGCUCUGUGCCGGUCACCAGGGACGAAAGCCUGAGCGGAGAGCUGGGCUCUGACCAAGUCUUUGAUUGUUCUUAUCAGUCAUGCAGAACCUUGGCCUCUGGUGUCUGUUCUUAGCACAGCAGCCCCAGAGGGAAGGGCCCAGGCCCGCAGCGUGAGUUCUCCGCCGCGAAGGGCGGGCUGGCGGACCCAGGCAGGAUGCAGUGUGAAUCCCGCUGUGCCUCCCAGAACAGCCGCAGGGUCUCUGGCACACAGCCCAGCCGUGGGGGAGGGCGGAACACCAGUUGAACUCCUUCCGUAGUCUGCUCUGUGUCCCCUGGGGGGAUCACCCUCUCUGGGAGGUAGACCGGAGAGUGGUUUGCAGGAGGUCCUCCCGGUGGACAUGUCCCGUCUCUCUCUGGGCCUUUGUUUCCCCAUCUGUGAAGGAAGGGUCUGGAAGGGGGGGAUUGUUCCAGAAGACCUGCGGGUGCAAACCCCAGUGUUGUAGAUGCGGCCUAGGUUCUUUCUGAAGCUUCAUGGGACACACGGACAUGGCCUUCCUGUCACCUCCCUGCCUGCUGACUGUGGGUUCCAGCACGGGAGGAAUCGGGGCGGGAGGAGGGUGAGGAAGACGUGCCCAAGGGUGAGGGAACUCUACUUAGGGAGGCUUCCGUUCUUCACGUUUUCCUGUCACUUCUGGACCCCAAUGGCAGCCCCUCCAGAGGUCCCAGAUCAGGUCCUCGGAAGCCUUGAGCCUCCAGAGAACGGGUCUUGGGUUUGUGAAAUCGAGCCAUGGGCCUCGGCCGGAGAAACUGAGCCCCAGCUUCACCUUUUCCACCUCUUCAGCUCCGGGAGUGGGGGGCGGCCUCAGGGGUCUUGGUUAGCACGUGGCUCUGGGGCCCUGCCUUCCCCUUUGGAAUCAGGCCACAUGGCCUUGGGCGAGUCACCUCCUACGCUCUUCUGUGAAGGACGAGACGGCCAGGAGAGAAGCAGGCGUCCCCCAGAGAGGUGCAGGGGGACAUGAAGGCCGUGUGUGUGGGGACCUGGGGGGGGCUCUUGGCUGAUAUUUCAGUGGCAUCAAGUUUGGAGGAAAGGCAGGGCCACGUGCUCCCAACGAGGGGUCCCUGACCUGGGCCAUCUCCCCUCUCGUGCGGACCAGCACACUUUCCAGGUGCAGCUCCGCAGACCUCCUCACCCUGCUGGAUCCUGCCUCCACCCACUCACUCCGGCCCCUCUGUUGACGGGUUCUCCCUGGCGGCCCCCCUCUCAGCUCCCAGUGGACCAGGUGCUUGGUGAUGGUCUGGGUGGGAGAUCUCCCGGGAACCCAAAGCCCACCGCCCCUCCCCCACCCACCCCUAACAAACCUUGUGGAAAGGCUUGCCGUUCCUUAACCUGAGAGGAUGGAACAGUUCCUAGGUGUGAGCUGCAGCCGUGUUGGGCCCGGGGGCUCCUUGGGGCCCCCCCAUGGGGUGCGAUCUGCUACUCUUUGCAGAGCACGUGGGGCAUCUGCUGGGAGCCAGCCCCGGCCAGGAGGCCUGUGCUGAACCGUCACGGUCUCCAGCCUCAGAAGGCUAACCUCCAACCUACCACGUGCCUCCAAGUGCCCGAGGUCCAGAAGCCGAGCCAGGGGAGCAGGUGUGGGGAUCCGAACAUGCCUCAGCGAUCACUUGAUUCUUGAGCGGAAUUUUAGGCCUAGGGUAGAAAAAAUCAAAAUCCAAUGAAAGGGGAAAUGUGAUGUUGGGAACCCAGGGAAGCAGAACCCCAGUUACCAAGAUUUCUCUAGAAUUCCGUGGCUCCUUGGAGAAUAACAGUCUCGACAAAGGCUCAUUAUGCAUUUGCUUAUGCAGCCUACACACAGCACUGUGACGGACGCUUGGGGCUGGAACGACCUCCAGAGGUCAUCUCGGUCCCCUCUCUGCUUUAUCAGAAAUCCCCGUGAAAUGCAGAUAAUGCACUGGCUUAGGGGAAACUGAGGAAGCUUGGAGGAGGAAAACUGGCUUUCCCCAACCAGAAGGGUCGAGGCCGUCUCCUGUGCCCGUGAAUGUGGAUGGGGGGGUGGGGGUGGGGAGAGCGGGGAGCCUGGUUUGCAACUAAACAGACAGGCAGAGACUUCAAGGGGGAGGAGUAGGUUUUAAACCACUGAUCUGGUUAACGAGGAGGAAGAAUUUCUAGUCUGUUCCCAGCAGGCCAGGAGAUUGCAGAUGCUCCCUCUAAGAUGUACAAUUUUUAAUGUCAGCCAACUGUGCGCCCUUGUACCUCAAAACUUUAACAAGAAGAAAAGCAUCAUUUGUGACCCCGCACACGGAAUAGUUAAGCUUGAAUUAGUUCCACACUCACGUGCAUUGAAACGAUGGGCGUAUCCCCCUGGGGGGCACUCCAUGGGGGGGGGCACGGAGAUGUGGAUCCUCGUGUGUUCAUUUGGGGUGCGUGUGUGUGUGCGCGCUGACUGGGUGUCUGGGUUAUUUGGGGGGGGCACUGCUGGACAUUUUCAUGUCUGUGUGGUAAGAGGACGUGGGUCUGGUUCCGAUGGCGCGGCUGUGGUUGGAGGCCCUCCAGAGCGCCCCCAGGGGAGGGUGUUGGAAAUCGGAUGUUUCCACCAGAAGCUUGGCCACAUUGCGGGCAGAUGGGAUGGUUGGCUCCAAGCCCCUCAGCUGGAACCUCCCUUCCUACUCUGGGGGGUGUUUGGGAUUGGACCCCAAGUCUCCCUGCGGUCCAGGCAUCGGACCUGUGCUGGGAAGCCAUACCAGAUUCGGCAAAAACCAGUGAUUCCAACCGGACCACAGUGUACCAAAUUCAAAGCAGCCUACUGUUUCCUUUUCUUGUGUUUCCCUUUUGUUGAUCUUCUCCGGCCCUCUCCGCCUGUGGGGAGGGCACCUUCACAAAUGGCCUUAGCAUGCCGUUCUGAAGUUUAACAGAAUGAGACAACCAUCAGAUGAAAUCAGAGGUAUUUAUUAUCACAGCUUACUGAAGAAUGACAAACAAACAAAACUGUAUCACCAAUGUUUACAAGUCCAAGUAGACAUCCAGCCCGUGUAAAAUAUGUAAUUUAUGCAAGGGAUUGCAUCUUUCUUUUGUAACGAAUGCACUAAGGCAACCCUGUAUAUAUUUUACAAUGUCUUUACAGAAAAAAAAAAAAAGAAUCAUUUACUGUAGUGUUGUAAAAUAAUGCACUUUUCUAAUUUUUUCAUUAAAAUCUCUAUGGCACGUU
Molecule: messenger RNA, 13197 nt
Organism: Mustela erminea (ermine)
Lineage: Eukaryota; Metazoa; Chordata; Mammalia; Carnivora; Mustelidae
Gene: KCNK9
Product: potassium two pore domain channel subfamily K member 9
Exons: 2
Coding region: 98-1222 (374 amino acids)
Biological process (GO): potassium ion transmembrane transport; stabilization of membrane potential
Cellular component (GO): membrane
Molecular function (GO): potassium ion leak channel activity
Source: RefSeq, a predicted model, not a curated record